CAAGUAAAGAAAAGAAAAAGAUUAUGUGUGCGUAAAAAUAAUAUCAAAAUAUUUUGUUUUGUUUUGUAAAAGAAAAUUUCAACCCCAACGGGAUCUUUAAAACACUCGAAGAUCUUUUGGUAAUUAAUCUUUCACAACUAUCAUUUAUCACAAAAUUUCACGAACGUUCGCGUGAAAUUGUUUGCUGAAAAUAUUAUCCCUCGGUGAUCGAAAAUGGCAAACAUUCAAGAAUUAAACGAUUCCAUAAAUUUGUACAAAGCACAGCUGGAGCAAGUCGACUGUACUUUGGCCACUACAACGUCUGAAUCUGAACGCAAUGAGCUCGAAAACCUUAGACGGGACCUGGCCGAAUUACUACAGUUAACCCUUGAAACCCUGAAGCAUCAGACUGAGGCAAUCCCAAAAGCUGACAACAGUACAGAAUUUUCGGCCGAAGACCCAAAUAAUGACGAGUAUGCUUCGUUCAUGGCUGAAAUAAGUGCUUUGGACGCACCAGUCACGGGUAAACCCUGCCAAACAGCUUCCACCCUUGACGGUACGGAUGAUGUAAAUAAGGAAACGAAUUCGAACCUUGAGGACACCUUCCAGCAAUUAGUGGGAAGCAAAUGUUCGGCUCCACAUGUUCAUAAGUGGGGCUCUAAGAUGUAUCACAAUGCUAUGAUUUGUAGUUUUGAUUCUACGGACGUAACUAAUGUAACGGUAAAGAUACUGUUCAUUAACCCGACUCACCAAGAAAUGAUACCCUGCAGUUACUAUCUGGAAGGAGAAUGUAAAUUUGACGAUGACCGAUGUCGUUAUUCACAUGGCGAAAAUGUAACAUUUGACGAACUUAAAGAUUAUCAUGAACCUAACUUUGAACUAUUGAAAAAGAAACAUCCAAAGGUUCUUGUCAAACAAAAGAACAAGCUCUGGAGUAAAGGGACAGUGAAGGAGGCGGAUUUUAAGAAUAAGACUUGCGAAAUACUGCUCGAGGAAGGGAAGAAAGCCGUAGAAGCUCCAUUCGAAAACAUUUUUCCUCUGAAGGAUCAAGAAGAAACGGACGAUAGCUCAGAUAAUGGAAGCGAAAACGAAGAUGAUGAUUUGACAGCCAUGAGAAAUGCACACAUCAUUCAACAAAGUCUUUUGAAUCCUGUUCCAUCACAGAGGUUGGGUGAAUGGGAGAAGCAUACACGUGGAAUCGGAUCGAAAAUUAUGCAGAAAAUGGGCUACGUCGUGGGAGCUGGUCUCGGUAGCAGGGGUGAAGGUAGAGUGGUUCCGGUUUGCGCUCAAGUGUUACCACAAGGAAAAUCGUUGGAUUACUGCAUGCAAUUGAGGGAAAAAUCUAACGGUAAUAGCGACUUAUUCAGUGUGGAGAAAAAAUUGCUACGUGAACAAAGAAUUCAGGAAAGAAGGAAUGCAAAUUUCGCUAGGCGUAACAACAACAAAUCAGAUGUGUUCAGUUUUAUAAACACUCAAAUUCUAGGUGGAGGAGAAGAAGCAUCUAAAUCAGUUGGAAGUAGCAGCUCCAAGAAAAAUAAUUUAGACAUUCCAAGUUGCUCUUCGAAAAACCUCAACGUGGCAAGUUUGGUUCUCGGUGAGCAGACAAAGCGAUUAGAGUUGGACAUAGUUAAACUAUCGCAAUCCUUGAGUAGACAUCAACCGGGAUCUGUAAUGCAUACCAAUCUUAACAAGCAGAUUUCAGCUAAACGGAACGAAAUUCGCCAGAUUCAGGAGACAGAAGUAUCAAUUUCUCGAGAACAACAAUUGAGAUCCGACAAAAAGAAGAUGACUGUGUUCUAGAAAAGUUCAAGAUUAUGGAACAAUUUCCUACCUAGCUAUUAAUUUUCUCUACCAAGCAUUUUAAGUUUGUUAAAAAUUUAAAGCAAAAAGAUGUUUUUUGAUUAUUUCUCACGAACCAUUCUUACCUAACAAUAAGAAAAAAAAAAAUAAGCAGGAACACAACAUUACAAAUUUCAGUCACAGCUUGAUCCUCUUUAUUCUUCUACAUAGGUAAUACAUAACAUAGAAAUAUUUAUUGAAUCAGUAACUAAGUGAACUAACUUAAAGCUGUACACAACACAGAAUUGUACUUAAAAUUAAAAAAAACUAAGAAAUUUCUAAAAUCCUACGUUUGAGAAAGUAUAUAGUGUAGCAUUAACUAAUCACGAUAUAGAUGGUCAAAACUGGGAAGUAUGAUGUUUGGCAUUAUUUCAUUUGGCAAAUGGCCAUUUGUAUAAUGCCAUGUGGCUUAAAGGCCAUUUGACAUAAAGGCUUUUUGGUAAGAUUUUAUUUUUUCGUGUGGUCAAGAUUCACUUUUUAGACAGAGUCGCAAGUUUUCUUAAGCCUAGUCCACACUAGGCAACUUGGACUUGGCGAUUUCGGUUGCUGAGACUUGUUUAAGUUUACAUCUUGGUUGCUGAAUGUCUCCCAUAUUUGUUGGGAGACUUGAGACGAGACGAGAUGCAAAUGUAAACAUAAACAAGUCUCAGCAACCGAAAUCGCAGUCCAAGUUGCCUAGUGUGGACUAUAUAGGCUUUAUUUUUAAGUUUUGCGCCAUUGCUGCAAACAUCGAGGAUGCAGAGACACUAAAUAAAAAAUUGGAAUUUUGAGGGAAAGUGAAUGAACUAGCUUGUGAACAAUUAAAUUACUGUUUAAAAAUCGCUUGGACUUUUGGUCAGUUCUUUUAUCAAUGCAUUAAAAGAUUAUUUAACUGAGAA
Messenger RNA from Uranotaenia lowii, 2696 nucleotides. RefSeq names its product zinc finger CCCH-type with G patch domain-containing protein. The transcript has 2 exons. Gene Ontology annotation, biological process: negative regulation of DNA-templated transcription; regulation of transcription by RNA polymerase II. Gene Ontology annotation, cellular component: nucleus. Bases 214 to 1779 code for a protein of 521 amino acids. Lineage: Eukaryota; Metazoa; Arthropoda; Insecta; Diptera; Culicidae. Gene Ontology annotation, molecular function: DNA-binding transcription factor activity, RNA polymerase II-specific; metal ion binding; RNA polymerase II cis-regulatory region sequence-specific DNA binding. The record is from RefSeq and is a predicted model, not a curated record.